Molecule: messenger RNA, 1278 nt
Organism: Solanum verrucosum
Lineage: Eukaryota; Viridiplantae; Streptophyta; Magnoliopsida; Solanales; Solanaceae
Exons: 2
Coding region: 40-1278 (412 amino acids)
Biological process (GO): chloroplast organization; regulation of DNA-templated transcription
Cellular component (GO): chloroplast
Molecular function (GO): double-stranded DNA binding
Source: RefSeq, a predicted model, not a curated record
CCUUUUCAAUUUCAAGCUUCGGUUCUUCUUCUGAAAACCAUGCUUUCUCGAAUCUAUAGGUUUCGACAUACUGGCAGCUGCGGCUUACCUUCUCUGUUACCAGUAGCUGUUUCCGGGCCUCAUUUAUCUGAAAACUCUCUCUUUGGUUCAGUUGGAUUUUCUAAAGAUGAUGAAGCAAUUUCUACUGCUACCAAGCUUUUUUUCAUUAGUGGAUCAUGGUCUCAGUUUUGCUAUUCAACAAGUGCGACCGUUCAUUCUCAGAACCCUCUCUUGUCGUACUACUUCAUCAAAUCACGGGGAUUCUCCAGAUAUGAAGCAAAUGCUGUAGCUGCCAAGUUGAACAGCGUGAAAGCACCUAAGAAUCCUGAUUUGGUAAUCAAAUUCUUCCAAGAGAUGGGUUUAGAACGGACAGAGAUCGAGAAAUUAGUUUCUAUUACACCGAGACUGCUUUUUUCUGAUAUAAACAGAACCCUUAAACCCAAGUUUCAGUGUCUGCGAGAAGUGAGGGUAUCUGGAUCUGACCUAGUUGAUCUCUUCCUAGCAGACGGAAAAGCUUUGUAUAAUGCAGUAGGUUCUCAUUUGAGGUCUAAUUUGGAUUUUCUAAGGAAACUAGUUAGUAGUGAGGAGACUUUGGUUAAACUUAUAAAGAGGUCACCUUAUUUACUUGCUGUCAAUGUUCCAAAAAGAUUUGAACCCAAAAUAUUGUUGUUGCAAAAAUUUGGUUUUUCAAAUGCCCAAAUCGAGAAACUUAUACUUCAGAAACCACGUAUACUUCUGCAAAAAUAUGAGUGGCUAGAGGAGAUAUUGCACAAAGCUGAAAAGGAUUUACAUAUUUCUCCCACAUCUGGAAUGUUCAUGUACGGAGUUCUUGCAGUUAUCGCACUAGGUAAGUCAACAGUGGAAAACAAAAUGGGAGUUUUCAGGAGUUGUGGAUGGUGUGAUCAGGAUAUAUUGACUGUGUUCAGAAAGCAACCCCUUUGUUUGGCUAUGUCAGAAGCUAGAAUUCUGCGAGCAUUGGACAUUUUCACGAGGGUACUCGGAUGCAAACCAGAAUACUUGAUUAGUAAUCCUGCGCUUAUAAUGCUUAGCCUGGACAAGAGAGUGAUUCCUAGAAAUCAAGUACUGAAAGUUUUAGAGGAGAAGAAGCUGAAUCAGAAAGUAUCUUUUUCUCGAGCCAUGUAUAUAUCUGAACCUAUGUUUCGUUCAGAAUUCGUGCUUCCUUACAAGGAUGAGAUACCUAAUCUAUAUGAGUCAUAUGUGACAUGUGUGAGCCGUUAG